This is a messenger RNA of Prosopis cineraria, 2129 nucleotides long. RefSeq lists its product as uncharacterized. Lineage: Eukaryota; Viridiplantae; Streptophyta; Magnoliopsida; Fabales; Fabaceae. Gene Ontology annotation, molecular function: serine-type exopeptidase activity; dipeptidyl-peptidase activity. The record is from RefSeq and is a predicted model, not a curated record. Bases 104 to 1777 code for a protein of 557 amino acids. The transcript has 9 exons. Gene Ontology annotation, biological process: proteolysis.
UCCGAACCCGGCAUUAUUUCGGUCCAUUCUCCUCCACUCGAACACCUCUGGGAUAUUUUGCUUUGCGUUUUUUUCCUUCAUCCCCCGCGUGAUCAGAAAAGCAAUGGCAAUAGGCCCUGAGCAGAAAGUCUUUUGGAUAUCUUUUUGUUGCUCGCUGUAUUUCGGAUUUACUUUUGCCUAUUUCACACCAAGAUUCCCUUCAGCCUUUCGUCUAAAGUCGCUUGCUGAUCCUGUCCAGAACAAUGGAUUAUACUUUUACAGAACAGAGUUCUACACUCAAAUACUGGAUCACUUCGAUUUCAAUCCCCAGAGUUACCAGAGGUUUCAGCAAAGAUAUCUCAUCAACGACACUCAUUGGGGAGGUGCCUCCAACAAAGCUCCCAUCUUUGUCUACACAGGAAAUGAAGGAGACAUCGAAUGGUUCGCUCAGAACACAGGCUUCAUGUUCGAAACAGCUCCCCAUUUCGAAGCCCUUCUAGUUUUCAUCGAGCACAGAUUUUAUGGAAAAUCGAUUCCAUUCGGGGGUAAUAGAGAGAAAGCGUACGGGAAUAGCAGUAAAGUCGGAUAUCUGAGCAGCACGCAGGCCCUGGCCGAUUAUGCCACCCUCAUCGUUGAUCUCAAGAAGAAUCUGUCUGCCAGUGACUCCCCUGUUAUAGUGUUCGGAGGAUCCUAUGGAGGAAUGCUGGCUGCCUGGUUCAGGAUGAAGUAUCCCCACGUUGCCCUUGGAGCCUUAGCAUCCUCUGCUCCAAUCCUCCAGUUUCAGGAUUUGGUUUCACCGUAUACCUUCAACGAUAUCAUCACACAGGACUUCAGGAGCGAGAGUGAGAACUGUUACAAGGUGAUAAAAGGCUCGUGGGAAGACAUACGAGAGGCAGGUAACAAGCCCGGGGGGACAGAAAUGCUGCGCAAAUCCUUCGGAAUAUGCAAGAAUUAUAUAAGCUCGGAUGCUUUGACAGGCUGGCUUCGUCAGGCAUUCAUAUUCACGGCUAUGAUGGAUUAUCCUGCCCCUUCCAAUUUUAUAAAUCCCCUGCCAGCUUAUCCCGUGAAAAAGAUGUGCGAGGCAAUUGACAAUUCAGCAAGAGGAAACGACACGUUUGCCAAGUUGUAUGCAGCGGCUAAUAUAUUCUACAAUUACACGGGCACUGCCACGUGUUUUGACCUCCUCGAUGAUUCCGAUCCUCACGGUCUCGCCGGAUGGCAAUGGCAGGCCUGUACGGAAAUGGUAAUGCCGGAGGGAGGGAGCAACGAAAAGAGCAUAUUCCCGGCUUACGAGUGGAAGUACCAAGACAGAGUAUCUUACUGCAACACAAACUUCGGCGUUGAGCCCAGGCCCCAUUGGAUUACUACUGAGUUUGGCGGCCCCGGCAUAGAGAGAGUCCUGAGAAGGUCAGGCAGCAACAUUAUCUUCUUUAAUGGCUUGAGAGACCCCUGGAGUGGUGGAGGUGUAUUGAAGAAUAUUUCACACACUGUGGUCGCUCUUGUUGCCAACCAAGGUGUAUAUUCCACCAGCCGUUUUCUUUCCUUUUCCAUUUUGCUUUUUUGGGGCAAUGUGCUGGCUUGUAAUGUAUAUAAUGUGUUUGGGAGCAGGGGCUCAUCACGUGGACCUGAGGUUCUCCACCAAGGAAGAUCCACAGUGGUUGAAAGACGUGAGGGAGCAGGAGGUAGAUAUCAUAUCGAGCUGGAUCUCAGAGUAUUAUCAAGACCUGGCCCAGUGAGGCACCAUAUUUUCAAACUCGCACGACAUGCAACUGCGUUGAAACAGUCAUUGAUGGAAUAAUUUGUAUGACAUGUGCUAUAAACAUGAUCUAUCUGGAUGCAGAUAAAAAGAUAGAAACAUGAAUUUAAAAAAAAAAAAAACAAUGGGGUUCCGUAAUCAAAUUUGCCUCGUAAUCCCAGGAGGAACAAGUGGGUGAAAUGGUGAGAGUAGCUGGACAUUUAUAUCGGUGGUUAAAACUGGUGCACGUGCAUGGUGGAAGAAAAUCAUUUUCACUGACCUCGUUUUGGAAGAAGACAGAACACGGUUAAUUUAAUCUCAAGAGCCAGCAUGAACUCCUGAAUGUUAUCUUGGGGUAAUUCUAAAUCUGUCUACAUCUAGUAAAAUAAUAGAGGCAUCUCAAGGAUUUUAGACA